Perkinsus marinus ATCC 50983 is the source of this 639-nucleotide messenger RNA. RefSeq lists its product as hypothetical. The record is from RefSeq and is a predicted model, not a curated record. Gene Ontology annotation, molecular function: DNA binding. Lineage: Eukaryota; Perkinsozoa; Perkinsida; Perkinsidae. Bases 1 to 639 code for a protein of 212 amino acids. The transcript is spliced from 6 exons.
AUGGUGGAUAAAUGUUGUAAGGCGACGGACGAGACAACUCGAGGAACUACUACAAGAUCCGCUCAUAAGAAGAAACGAGGUUGGAUUCUCGCCGAAGAAUGGAAAAGUGGAGUGAUUAAGAAGCGACCACGGAUUGAAAAAGCUGUUCCUCGACAUACCAUUAAGACUGAGGUUAUCCGUGAGCCCCCUCCACCAAUCAACAUCGAGGAAAUCCUACGUGAAACAGCAUCAUCAGUUGAAUCAUCAUCAACACCGCCCUCGUCCCCGCCGCCUCCAAGCGAAUCGAGUACUGGGAUGCAGUCGGGUCCGUAUAGAUGGACAGCAGAAGAGAAUCAACGAUUCGUAGAUGCAGUAGGUCUCUAUGGACGAGAUUGGCAGAAAGUACAUGCACAUGUUGGAACGCGAACUCGCGCUCAAAUACGAUCUCACGCCCAGAAGUAUUUCCAGUCGCUGAACCAACAAAUGGCUGCUAUCGUUGAGCCGAUCAGCGAAGCAGAAACACCUUCUGGAGAAGCUGAGGCGAACUCUGUGGAGAAGGGAGCGGCAGUCGCGGAAAAGGAAGAAGUUGAUACCACACGAAUGUCAACGGAUGAUCAGGAGGUUACCAAGCUCAUGAUUUUCACAUUGGAUUUGUCGUAG